Perkinsus marinus ATCC 50983 is the source of this 1386-nucleotide messenger RNA. RefSeq lists its product as hypothetical. Gene Ontology annotation, molecular function: transmembrane transporter activity. The record is from RefSeq and is a predicted model, not a curated record. The transcript has a single exon. NCBI's taxonomy places the organism in Eukaryota, Perkinsozoa, Perkinsida, Perkinsidae. Gene Ontology annotation, biological process: transmembrane transport. The coding region runs from base 1 to 1386 and encodes 461 amino acids.
AUGAGCGCCGCAGCAAUAUGGUGGAAGUCGAUGAAACAGUGGCCCAAAGAAGUCUGGCUUAUAUUCUUAUUGAAGUACCUAGAGUCUUACGCCUAUUUCGUAUUCGCUUACACCUUGAUAUUGUUCCUCUCGGACGAGUUCGGAUUCUCUGAUGAGGAAGCUGGCUGGAGUUACGGUUUUUACGGUAUGCUAGUUAGCGUGUACGGAUUUAUAAUGGGCACAGUUAUCGACACCCUAGGGCCACGGUGGUCCCUUACGGGUGGUAUGAGUAUACUGCUAGUAUCCAGGCUUGUGAUGGCAACGACUUACUCAACUCACGUACUUGCUGCAGUCCUUUUCACGGUCCUGCCCAUUGGUGGCGCUUUAGGCAUACCUGUGAUGCAAAUAGCCAUCAAACGUUUCACAGAGGGAGAGGACCGUUCCACCGCGUUCUCGAUGUUUUACGUAAUUAUGAACGUAGCAGCCAUCACUGCGGCCCCGUGCAUUGAUGCCUUCCACCGGGCUUUCCCGCGUGGAGUCGUCUUGACCUUAGCUGGUGGAGACGUCCACAUAACAGUGUCCAGCUAUCGUAUCCUCUUCCUUACUGGUGCAUUCGUCACAGCUCUCUGCUUGGUUAUAUGCCUGCUCUUCCUGAAGGACCCUCCUGCGGAAUCCAACGCUGGGCGAGAGAAGGUCCCCAGCCAGAUGUUUCAGGAGGUCAUGGCCAGUGACGGCUUUUGGCGGUUUCUGCUACUAGUCGUACUGUUGAUGGGAGUACGAGUAAUUUAUCGUCAUAUGGAUGCCACAUUCCCUAAGUAUAUGGUCCGAGAGUUCGGCCCUGAUGCCCUCUACGGCACCAUUAUCGCUCUCAAUCCUCUAUGUGUGGUGCUUUUGGUCCCCCUAUUGUCACCACUAGCUCUCAAAUAUCACCCGCUGAAGCUCAUAAUCUUCGGCGCUACAGUGACGGCUAUCUCUCCAUACUUCCUCGUCAUGGGCCACACCUACAUCACGUGCGUGUGCUUCGUCCUAUGCCUCUCCCUCGGUGAGUCAAUUUGGUCACCUCGCCUGUACGAGUACACGGUUUCCAUUGCAGAGGACGGUCGAGAGGGGACGUACAUGGCGUUGGCUUCUACUCCUAUGUUCGUGGCUACACUGUUCACUGGAGCGGUAUCGGGUUGGCUUCUUGAUACGCUGUGUCCAGCCAGCGGUAUACGGCAUGCAGAGUUCAUGUGGCUACUGAUCGCUCUAGGGAGUACCAUUUCCCCGGUUCUUCUCUUCGUCUUCCGAGACGCGAUUGCCGGUAGCAAGUUGUCGGAAUUAGAAUGGCCAGUAGCGAAGCAUCAUGAGGGGGCAGAGCCUGAGCGGACUACUACCACAACUUCGAGUAGCAGCAGCAUUGUAACAUAG